UACCGAGCACCCCUCCCCUUCAGCCCCGUCACAGCACAGAGCCACAGAAGAAGAGGACUGAACAACCAGUGAUACAGCAAAAGACCAAAACGAGGAUUCAGAGGAAUGGAUUAAACCUUUCUGCGCAGAUAUAAAAACCACAGUUGGAUUUACAUCUCUGGACUCUGGAUAGAAAGGUUGCUUGUUUUCAUUUUCUUUCCUUUGAGCUAAAUCGACUCAGUAUAUUAGUCUGUGUUGAGCUAGCCGGUGAUGGAGACUGGCAGCUAGCUAGCUGACGUUACUUCUCUGUUAGGUUAGCAUCUAAUUUAAGGCUAACUCAUACUGCAUUUAUUCUUCUUGUUAAGACAUUACAACAUUUAAAGAGCCUGAAAACAAACACGGCUGUGCUUAACAGAGACAUUAACAGAUAGGUAGUGAGCCGGUAAAUGACACCAUCAGCUGAUAACAGGCUAUCUGUUCAGUAAGCGGACACUGGACUACACUGAGUCUUGUAUGAGAGGCUGUACAUAUUGGCAUAACUUUGCCUGACAUUUGAGUGCAACAUACACUUUGUGAGGAUAUUUAUUUUUGAUCGUGUUGUCUGUUGACCAUAGUAUUUUCAAGACGGCGCCCUUAACGAAUCGCAAGCUUAUUGCAUACUGUCAGAGACCAGCUGCCCCCCGGACUCUCUCCAAAUGCAUCACCCGGACCCUGCAGGAGACUCUGGCAGUAUUAGAAAGAUGGCGCACCCGGCUGUCUUUCACAGAAGGGGUAGCAACACAGGCAGCGGGAGCGGCUCUACAUUGUCCACGCCGGCAAACCCAGCAGUCAAUAACAGCCACGUCCCUGCUGAUGAUUAUCAACCCUCCCUGUUGAUCCAGUGCCAACCCCCUGCUGGUUCAUCCUCCCCUGGUCCCCAUCAUAUUCCACCCCACAGCCUGAAUCUGCUUCCCCAGCCCCAAGCGACGCAGUCCACUGGGGCUCAAAUAAAAAAGAAGAGCGGCUUCCAGAUCACAAGUGUGACUCCGGCGCAGAUAUCUGUGAGUACCAACAACAGUAUUGCAGAAGAUACAGAAAGCUAUGACGACCUUGAUGAGUCUCACACAGAGGAUCUGUCUUCUUCUGAAAUCUUGGAUGUUUCCCUGUCGCGAGCUAAUGACAUGGUGGGUGCAGAUAGAAGCUCGUCAGAGGAGACGCUGAAUAAUUUCCAUGAGGCGGAGACCCCCGGAGCUGUUUCCCCAAACCAGCCUUCACACCCCCAUGCCAUGAACCAGACUCAACACCACAGUCCGAUGGUUAAUGGGACUGUGCACCAUCACCACCAACACCACCAUCAUCCUAACCAUGCACACGUGUACCCACUAUCCUCUGGACCUGGGAGCACCCUGUCUGCCCUAGCGUCAGGAGCUUUACCUUGUGACACCCAGAAAAUGCCUUCUAAUGUGGGGGUUCCUCAAGAGAAUGUUUCCCAUGCUGCCCCUCCAAGUAUAGUCGGCCAGUCUGUGGGGGUUGUGGCCCCAGGAUCUGUCCCUGGAAUGCACAACUCUGCUACAGGCACUACAGUUAGCAUAGUUAAUCCCCAGACCAGCAGUGUUAGUAAUGUGAAUAUGGUGAGCUCUGCCAGCGUGCCUGUGAAAGGGGGGAUCAGUAUGAGUACGAGCAGUAGCAGUGGUGGCUUUCCUCCCCAUGUGAUGAGCAGCAGUGGGGGUAGUGGAGGUGGCGCUGUUGCAGCUGGGAGUAACCUUAUUAGUACUAAUGUCAGCAUUAUCCAGCAACCACAAAACAUCAACUCCAACAUCUCCAUGACUACAAUAACUACUGCUGCUGUUUCUGCUGUCGGCGCCCCUGGAGGGAUGGCAAUCUCCAGUGGGCUCCACGGUAGAGUCGGAUCUGCUGUGCUGCAAUCUGUGAGUGUCCCUGUUGCCACAGCCCCUGUGCCCUCUGCUUCUGCCCAGUCCGCCCCGACUACCGCCCCUGCAGUGGCUACCACCAGUUCUCGCUUCAGGGUGGUGAAGCUGGACUCUAGCUCAGAGCCCUUUAAGAAGGGCAGAUGGACAUGCACCGAAUUCUAUGACAAGGAGACCCCGGCCUCUGCUCCCAGCUCCUCUGCAUCUGAUGCUGGGUCUCUCAGCAUGCGUCACUUUGUCUCUGAGAGCUUUGUCGGGGCCUCGGAGAGGGAAAGCACAAGUGGUAGUUCUGUGAGUAGCACUAUGAGUACAUUGAGCCAUUAUACUGAGAGUGUGUGCAGUGGAGAAGCUGGGGGACCCCAAAUUGCCCAGGAUUAUGUCUCCCCUCCUCAAGGUUUUCAAGGAAUCCUCCCCAGUGGCUUAAGCAUGGGAGGGUCCCAAACCCAACCUCACAUGCACCCGCAGGAUAUCAGCCAUUCACAUGUUAAGACUACUGUUGCCCCCUCGGCUCCCACAAAUGUUAAUCAGCCAGCUCCCAUGCCAGGCCACCAGACCAUACUUGGGCUUUCUACAUCUGCUGUGCACCAGCAGCAGCUCACCUAUGCCCAGGCAGUUGCUAAUCAAUCCACUGGCUCCACACAAGGCCUAGUGGGUGUACAGCAGCAGAAGAUGGGCUAUGUCACUAUGCCACAGCAACCAGCCACUACACCCCAAGCAGCCCCAGUACAAGUGAGGCCAAUUGAGUACACCCAGGCCCACCAAGCUCCUCAUUCUCAGUGUGCAUCAGCUCCCUCUGGACCAGCUGGUGGAGCUUGUCAGAUGAUUGGUGGCCUGCAGCAACAGGCACUCCUUCACACACAGCCCCAGCAGCCCUCCUCCCUUCAGGCCUCCAGCUCUAGUAUGCCAUCUCAAGUUGGCGUACCUGGUCUUGGCCAGCAGCCCCAGAGUCACCCCAGCCAAUUGGAUUGCCAGCAGCAGAAACCGCAGUCACUCCCAACACAAAACCAAAACCUGUCCUUGGGCACCCAGCUGCCUACAACAGUCCACCAGAGCCAAGUGUCUGCAUUGAGUGUUCUCGCUCCCAACCCUCAGAAUGAUCCCCAAGCCCACAACACUGGACUUAAUAGUAGGAUGCCCCCACAGAAUGUUCCCCAUAGCCAACAAUCAUGUGUCAGCUUGUCCCAGGACCCCAACAGUGCCCAGGCCCUGGCUCAUGCUGCCCAGGCUAGUGUCCUCUAUGCUAGUCUGCCCACCUUCACCACAACUCAGCUGCAGGACGCCCAGCGGUUGCUUCUCCAGCACCAGUCAGCUUUAUUGGGGCUGCCCAAGCUGUCCGGAGGGGAAGCGGCAUCUGGUUCCAGCGCUGGGCAGGGUCAAGACGUGGAGGGCAAUGCCACUACCGCCUGUGCCUUAACUGCAUCAGCUGGUCUCAAGGCCGUUGAUGGAGAGGAGGAUGGUUCGUCAGGAGCCAGCGUUGUGGCGAUAGACAACAAGAUUGAACAAGCAAUGGACCUGGUGAAGAGUCACCUGAUGUACGCUGUGCGUGAGGAGGUGGAGGUCCUAAAGGAGCAGAUCAAGGAGCUGAUCGAGCGUAACUCCCAGUUGGAGCAGGAGAAUACCCUGUUGAAGACGCUCGCCAGCCCAGAGCAGAUGGCCCAGUUCCAGGCCCAGGUUCAGACUGGUUCUCCGCCUGCCCCUCCAACAGCGGCUACACCAGGACCAACGAGCUCCGCUACCAUCACCCAGCCUGCACUUCACAGCUCUGGACCUUCGGCGUAGCCUAGUCUUCGCUGACAGACAGACUGACUGACAUUUUCAUUGUUCUGCUACAGCAGCAGAGCUAAACUUGCCUUCUACAGCAAGAUGUUACGCUGUUAAGUCAAGAAUUUUGCACAUAUUUAUCUCUCAGAAGGUUGCAGCUAGUAGGACAAGUGGUGCUCUACAGCACCAUGGAGGGGGAUAAUCUGGCAAUUCAGUAUGGGUGGUUUGUUUGGAAGGAGGACUGAAUUAUCGUAUAUUUGCCAAAUAACCCUUGGACAUAUCAACUAGAAUGUCUUACCAAGAAGAAACAAAACAGCUUAUCAGUGGCGAUAUACUUAACUAUAGAUAAAAAUAUCACUGUGCCUGUGUCUGGAUUUUAAGUGAUGUCGAUUUUACUGAUGCUGGCAAUUGAUGAAUAGGAGGUGGAGGAUUGUAUUAGUUGUUACAUUUUUUGCUGAAUGAUGUAAAUAAAAGUUGUUCUCUCUCAAGGCUAGAUCCUAAAGUUACAUGCUGAGAGAUUUGAGAGAGACACACAAGGCCUUCUCAGAGUGACAAAUGACGAUUGUGAGCAAUUAUUAUCAUGACAAAGUCCCCAUCUGGAAUGGGGGAGUGGGCGGGAGGGUAUUUUGAACAACAUUUGGCAGCAUUGUUACAUUAACUGUGGAAUGAACAAAAAAAACGUGAUUUCUUAUGGAGAUGAUGAUGAUAUUGUAUUUCAGUAUUUCACUUUCAAGCUCCUCAUUUUGCCCUUGACAAAGCUCAUCUUGCUGUUUUCUUAACCCUGCUGUGGCAUGUAAUUUAAACCUUAUUUGCCAGGGUUGAGAUAUUGGGCUACGCUGCAUUUUCUCUUUUCCUACAAGUUUGAUGGGCAAAAGACGAUGUAUAUUUCUGUAUAGUGUAAGUAUCAUGUAAAAUAGUGAGGAAAAGGAAAAACAACAACAGAUGCUAUCUUGGUCACACAGAUUGAAGCGGGUGAGCAAUGAACGUGCUGGUCUUGCACAGUCUGUGUCAUCUAUUUUUAAUGCUGUAUUUUCAAGAUUGUGGAUGGAAAGGAGCUGAGGUUAUUUAACUGACAACACAGACAACCAUGUUGUCGAUAUAUUGCAACAUUAACUCUUACUGUAAAACCAACUUCACGUGGCUCGUUUUCUUUCUGGAGUAUUGCACCUUUCUGAGUUUUUUUUUAAUUUCAUUUUUUUGACAGUGAUGUAUUUCUGGAUGAACAAUAUCUUAAAACUCAACAUUUAAAAAAAACAAAAAAUACAAAUUCCUGAAAUGUUUUUUCUUUUUCAUUCUGUGUAUCAGUUGUAUGCUCACUUUCUGUGCAUGUUUCUGCAAAAAAAAAAAAACCGGAUGAGAUAUUGUAACAUACUUACAACAAUUGCACUCGACAGCUGCACUUCACAACUUUCAAUAAACGUGCUUAAAGGAGAAUAAA
Messenger RNA from Labrus mixtus (cuckoo wrasse), 5085 nucleotides. RefSeq names its product TSC22 domain family, member 1 (gene tsc22d1). Gene Ontology annotation, biological process: regulation of transcription by RNA polymerase II. Bases 675 to 3665 code for a protein of 996 amino acids. The record is from RefSeq and is a predicted model, not a curated record. The transcript has 3 exons. NCBI's taxonomy places the organism in Eukaryota, Metazoa, Chordata, Actinopteri, Labriformes, Labridae.